This is a messenger RNA of Aegilops tauschii subsp. strangulata, 3277 nucleotides long. The record is from RefSeq and is a predicted model, not a curated record. NCBI's taxonomy places the organism in Eukaryota, Viridiplantae, Streptophyta, Magnoliopsida, Poales, Poaceae.
UUGGAAGAUUUCCAUGCAUUAGUAGUGUACGUGUACAUGCAGUACGUACUAGAAGUGCAUGCACAUAAUAGAUGUGUUCUCGUAACGUCCGUGCUGUGAUAGGUUAAUUGUGACCGAGUGGUGCAUGGUUUGGCUUAGUGAUGUAUGAGCACUAGCCAAGUUUGAGCUAGUUGGUUACGGGAGUAGGAGUUAGGUACUAGUCUGUCGAUUGUCGAAGGGCCAUUGGCCGAAAUUUUAUAGAAAAAAGGCAGUACAAAGGGUUAACAGUCUAGGCGUUCUAGAGCUGAAAACCUAUGGAGCAAAGGCUCCGAGGAGUUAGUAUACUAGUCUGAUUCGGUUAGGUUGGUCAAUUUUGAGUCCAAGUCGGGUUUUUUUUCGUAAAUAGAGAAUUUCAUUCAAUCAUGGUGGUUCAUUACAAUCCUCUUGACAGAGAUUGCUAAUCUCAUCUGGUCCAUGGCGGAUCCAGACGGCAGUAAGAGUAGAUACUCUACCCAUUUGGGGAAGUGCGUGAGCUACCUUGUUCUGUCCCCUACCCACAUGUGUCAAUGAGUACUCACGCCCACACUUCAGGAGAUGCUUUGCCUCCUGCACUACCGUGGCCACCGGCGAUCUAUUGAGCUUGUCCUCGCUGAGCAUGUCAAUAGCCACCGAACAAUCUGAUUCUAAGAUGAAUGGAUCAGUGCUCCAUUCCAGCGCAAGUGCUAUGCCCUCCGCACAUGCCGCCAUUUCCGAUUCGAGAGCGCUGGAGCACGUAUGGAGGAAACGACACGAUGCAAAGAUGGUAUUUCCUUCGUGGUUCCGCAGAAUCAUCCAUGCUCCAAGUCGGUUUUAGCUAGCUAGCCCAGGUCGAUGCAUAUAUGCAUAGCACGAUGUGCAAGUUUGUAAUAGGAAAUUGAGAGAAAAAAAUAGAGGGUACCAUAGAUGUCCUUGGCUAAGAGUUUUCAUGGUAUUUUUUGAUGUGUCGAUGGGUGGGCAAAUUCAGCACACUUUGCACUCUAGGCUCAGAUCUACCGCCCCUCCCCGCCUCCGCCCCCAGCAAUUCGUCGCUCAUCCAUAGGAACCCUGUAUUUUUUUUUGCAAAAAUGCAUCCGGUACCUUUUCCUCGCUAAGACGGAUCCUUGGUACUAAUGGGCCCGCAUGCCAAUGCUUAGCCGUCGUGCCCGUGUGGCCUAACACCACCAUGAGUUACGAAGUUGUCCAACAACGCAUCCUAGUGAGAUAACUCAUGUUCCGACAAUGAUAUCGGAAGUAAUUGUUGCAGAAUCUCCCGACGGGUACCUGCGGGUUGUCUUUAGUAUGUUUUCUAUUAGUACAUGGAUUGGACCCCUAAAUCUAGUGAACUGAACUACUAUGUUAUAACAAUAUAAUCUAGUUAGUCAAUAUUUUAAUUAGCAAUAUUCGCCUGCCGGUAACGAAUGAAUACAGUCACAUAUGUUCUUACUAUGAGUGAAUGUAUUAUUCCAGGUUUCCCAUAUUUAAGUCACACAGUUUAUACAUAAUAUAUUAUUCAACUUUUCCUAUACUUUAAUGUUGAUGGAAAUUGCCAGGCUACGAUAAGCUUUUGCACUUCCAAUGAUUCUGGAGUUUUUAUUUUAUUUCACAAUGUUGAAACCCUAUUGCAUUAACUGAACAAAGAAAAUUUGUCAUUUCACAAAUUCGGGAUAUUAGUGGGUUAGACAUAGGCUGGAGCGGAUACAGCAGUGGCCGAUAUCAUUCACGAAAUAGGCAUUUGAGUAAACCAGACGUUUUCUCUAUCAUCACAAACCUGUUAGUUAUGCAUUUUACUUAUUUAUUAUUAUGGUAAUUAUCAUCAAGCGAAAAUAGAAGUGAAAAGGAAAAUGUUUAGGCAGUAUGGUAAAUUUAGUGCAUUAGCCUUGUUUCCUGUGAGUAGAUUUAGGUCCAAGGACAUUUCAGUUUACCAAGAUACGUCCUUUAUGGAGAUUAAUGUGUCAUAUUCAUAAGAUUACAUAUCGAUACAACAUGCAUAGUAGAUAUGACACUUUAGAAACUUUUAAUUUCCUAACAUAUUUGCAUUUAAGUUUUAAUUAGCUUGCUUGCCUUGGUCAUAUUUAAUUUGUAGUUUAAGAAAGCGAUCUUAGCUUGUUUGGUUGGGGACAUGGAAUGUACAAUUCUGUUCAUCACUUAUGUUCAAGUCCUUGGAGGCACGGUUUUUGUUUCCUACUUAGGGUCAACCUUAUAAUUUUCCUUCAAAACAUAUUUUUGGGUUAAUGGUACAUACAUGAAGUUAUCUAGCAGUCACAAAUAAUUUAACUUCAUACUUAUGAUUUUCAUGUUUUCGCAAUACCAACAUAAUUACAAACCAUAGCAGCAUGGACUUGACAAUUGGCACUAUGUUGUUGGUCCUAGCUAUUAUUCUCAUCACCGCAAUAGUCAUCAAGAUUGCAAAUGCAAGAGUCACCUUUGAUCCAGUUUGUACACGACCACCUCCACCUGUGGUGAAUAGCAUUGCUCUUCUAAAACUCUUACCUACCCUGUGUACAAAGGGCCCCGAAAUUACAAUGACCUAUCUGUAUAACAAGUUUGGUAGUGUUUUCACAGUUAGUAUUCUUUGGAAAAGGAUAAGCUUCUUGGUCGGGCCAGAGGUCUCUGGUCCCUUUUUUCAAGGUUCCGAGUCAGAGGUUUCCCAAGGUAAUUUCAAUGAGUUCACUGUGCCCAUGUUUGGCCAAGAGAAUGGAUUUGCCGUAGAUUGCUCCACUCGAAUGGAUGAGAUUCGCUUCUACAUUGAUGCUCUAAAGCCAUCACAGCUGAGGAGCCAUGUUGACCCCAUGCUUCGUGAAGUGGAGGACUACUUUGGAAAAUGGGGAGAUGUGGGGGUAGUCGAUCUAAAAUAUGAGUUCAACCAUAUACUCAUGUUGAUCGCAAGUCGAUGCUUGCUCGGAAAAGAGGUUCGAGGGAAGAUAUUUGGCGAGUUUUACACAUUGUUUACUGAAAUUGACGAAGGGGGAGUGAACUUGGUCAGUUUCAUGCUCCCAUAUAUCCCUAUUCCAGUAAACAGGCGAAGCGAUCGAGCUUGCAUUAAGCUUACGGAGAUCGUUACAGAGAUUCUAAGGUCACGAAAGAUAUGCAACCGCAUCGAGGACGAUGUGCUCCAGAAGUUGAUGGAUUCCAGGUAUAAAGACGGCCGCCGUACAACAUAAGCGGCUGUUGCGGGAAUGAUCAUCGCGCUGAUAUUUGCUGGAAAACAUACAAGCGCUGUCGUAUCCACCUGGACUGGAGCUUGCCUAUUGACCCAUGAAAAGUUCUUAGAUGCUGCUAU